AUGACUGAUCGCCGCCGAGAUAUUGCUCGUAGUCCAGUAGGGCCACCUUUCAACACAGCAAUGUUCAAUUUAAAAAAGCUAUUGCUUUGUGCUCUUUUGGUAUUCUUCGUCUUCCCGCAUACCACCUAUGAGUUUUUACAAUUCAAUGGGGCGGCUAAGGGUGGUGUUGGUGUUGGGCACGUCGCCGAUGCCAUCAAACCAAUAGCAACAAAGCGCCCAUUCGAGAAGAAAUUCAAAUUUCAUAAAAUAGAACGCGUAUACAUUGGCGAUGAGGAGGAGAAAAAUGACGACGACGACGACGACAGCGAAAAUGAUGGAGAUGACAAAAACGAUGAUGUUCACAACGGUGACAGAAAACCAGACGAUGACGCUAGCCGACAAAUGGACGCUAUCGAAGAAGCGGCAGAGUCGGAAGAGCUGCCGUUCAAACGUGCACGCGUGGCUCACAAAGAGCGACGCGCUACCACCACCUCCACGCCGAUGAAUGAGAAAAAACGUUCAACUACUAAGAAACAGAACAAAAUAGCAGACGAUGAAAGCAACCAAAGCGAAGAGUCGAAAACGUUCUUUGGCUCAUUAUUUGGAAAUCUCUUUGGUGGUGGAAGUGGUGACCGAGGCGAUGCCGAUCCGCAGCCGAGGUCGACGAGUGAAGAAGAUAGGUCUGCUGAGAAGAAAGUACCAUCAAACGGCAUUAUUGACUGGUUGAAAUGGUUGAGUGAGCGAAAUGAACGCACUGAGCGACAGGAAGCCAUUGAACCGGAUGAUACUGAGUCUUGGCACUCCUACCUCAAUCGUUGGCCAUUCAACAGUUUCUUUCCCAUUAGCAAGACGGCAAAGCCAAUACGCCGUCAAACUAAAGAACCCGCUUCCCCGCAGAACGGCAAUUCAGAUGAGGCGACCACCACAAUGUCUCAGGAAAAUUUCGAAAGCAUAUUACAUACACUACCUAGCUUUGUGGUGAAUCCAGACCAUGUUACCAACACCGAAUGCAGACAACAAUUGCAGAUAUUUCAUCGACAGCUGCGUGGCAAUAAGUUUUGGACGCUACAGAUGUUGGACGCCACGGGAAAAAUUAGUGCAGGUUUGUUGCGUGGCAAUAUCAACCAAUUCGGAGACUUCGAUCAAUGCAUGCAGGUGAAAGCUAGGGUGAAGGUAACACCGGAAAUUCCGGUUCGCAUUCGCGGGAAAUAUUGUCUGGCACACAUUGAAAUGCAAACUUCAACAAAGGAGCUGAGGGCACCUUUACAUUAUGCGCAGGGGCGCGCACUCUGGAGAAGUCAUUUUGGAAAUCCCAGUCAUUUCGCUCCGCGCUACGACAUCGCCAACUGGGGCGUUUGCAUACCAAAUCUCUGCAGCAGUGAGGUAGUACAACAAAUGGUCGAAUCGAAUCUGCGUGCUUACAAUGCGACAGGUAUAGAAUUUCAUGUGGAAGUCGAUGACAAUGAUUGCUACACCCGAUCAAAUGUUAAGCUCAUGAAACUCAUUAAAAAGGAUCGCAAUUUCGCCCUGACAAUAUUCAGUAUUGGUGGACUUGUGGUACUAUGCGUUGGUUCAUUGCUCAAUAAAUACCAGUCGAAAAUAAAAGUCUGGGUACUUAGUAAAUUCAAGAAGACUAAAACAGACUCAAACGGUGAAAGCGAAGGAAACGAAAGUACAGUUGAGACGAUUACUGAUUCAACGGAAAUCGAGAACGCAGCGGAAGAUGGCAUAGCUAGGGAAACAACACUGGAAACUGAUAGUGGAGACGGGAAGCCUGAACCAUCCUAUAGUGUAUUUCAGUCUCUCAUUGCCAUGCUUCGGGACACCGUCAGUACUUUCUCACCACAACGCACAGUUUCUGUAUUGCUUGGCAGCGACUCUUCGGAAACGCAAUUCCCGAUCUUCAAUGUGCUCAAACUGGGCGCCACAUUCGCCCUCUAUGUCAGCCUCAAAUACAUUAUGAUUGGACAUCUUCCCAUCAUCAAUCGGGAUAUUAUGGUUCGGGCGUUGGAAAAACCACAGAGCAUCCUGUUCCGCACACCAAUGGUUUACAUGGAUAUGCUUUUGAUGGUAAGCGGCUUCUUGAUUGCUUAUCAACUGGCUGAAGAAAUGGAGCAAAAAUCGCAUAUUCAGCUGUUAAAGCGCAUGGCAUUAAAGAUAACAAGAUACCUACCUACUUUAUAUGCGGUGUUGUUGUUCCAAACAUAUAUUCUUCCACUGCUUGGCUCCGGACCGCUCUGGACGAAUUUGAUCGGCCAAAAUACGCGUUUGUGCGAGCAACAGUUGUGGCGAAACUUUUUUAGCGUUCAGAAUGCAAUUGAAUUUGAGGAGACUUGUUCGCCUAUGUCCAUACAAUUGGCUCUUGAAGUGCAGCUCUAUAUACUGGGACCGUUGAUCGUGUGGCUCUACUACACCGAUGCAGAUGCUGCAUUCUUCAUCUAUGGUGCUCUGCAUGCGAUGUCUGUGGCAGCGCGUUACUCUCGCACACAACGCGAAUACCUAUCGACGACCUUGUUCCAUGGCAUGAACGUCAGCAAAUUCUACCGCACGGCCAAUUUGCUCGUCUCUUCACCGAUAAGUCGCGCAACCCCCUACCUUUUUGGUAUCGGCACUGGUCUGCUACAUCGCUCUCAAGCCGGUGUGCUGGAGAUCGCCAGCGAACUCAUACCCGUUGGCUGGUUGUGCGCCUCAUUGGGAUUAUUCUGGUGCUUCUGGUCACCCUCGGCGAGCAUGCGCACCGAUUUCGUUUAUACAGCUGGCGAUGCGGCAUCUUAUGCCGCUUGGUGUCCGCUAAUACUCAGCUUAUCUGUAGCUUGGUGUAUUUUUAUGUUUCCAAGGGGUGAAAAGUCCGUGCUGCAUCUUCUUACCACAAUGAGACCUGUGCUCUUCCUUUCACGCAUAACGUUCCCCAUACAGUUGAUGACUUACGUGGUGGUAUUGUACAACACUGCUGGUGUAAGUGAGCCACACAAAUAUCAUCUAGGUGACUUGGUUAAUUUUAAUGAGGUCGCAGUAAUUCUGAUCAGUGGGCUAGCACUGGCUUUUCUAAUCGAUGUGCCUGCCCAACAUAUUCGCAAGGUUGUAAUAAAUCGUAUAUUUGUAGAACGUACGGCGCGCGAAUAUGAACAGGAAACCGAACCCGGCACGGGCGCUGAGGCCUCUGAACCUGAAGCUGAAGCGGAUAACGAAGAGCAAAUUGAUCAAGCUAAAGAUGACGUGGGAGAUGACGACCCUGAAGUUAGCACGGAAGAGUUGGAAAAGAACAACAAAGUUGAAGUGGCUGAUGAAGAGGAGAAUAAGAACGAGGAUGAAGAGGAAGAGGAAGAGGAGGAGGAAGAGGAGGAGGAGGAAAAUACUGCAGAUAAAGAAAGUGAGAUAUCUGAGAAUGAUGAAAUUAAAAAACGACCAGAAAAUGAUAAAGAAGAAAAUGUACCAAGCUAUACACGAAGAAGACGACGAAUAAGCGAUGAUUAGACAGAAUGGAGAAUGUGUUGAUAGAUGCUAUUUCAGUAGAAACAAAAGACAACAAUGGAAAAAUCAUUAGAGAUAAGGCAUACGAUACAAUAAAAAGAAACAAAAUGGUGGUCAGAAUAAAAUGGGGCCCGUUACAAAAAUUACAUCGUUAGGGCGCAAGACCGAAUGCAUGUAGACUAAAAUUUGAUAAAGGCAAUCCACACUUACAUAGAUACUCGUAUGUAUAGA
Messenger RNA from Rhagoletis zephyria (snowberry fruit fly), 3681 nucleotides. RefSeq lists its product as uncharacterized. The record is from RefSeq and is a predicted model, not a curated record. Lineage: Eukaryota; Metazoa; Arthropoda; Insecta; Diptera; Tephritidae.